CUGAACACGCUAAGUUGUAUAGUGUGGUCUCUUUCCAGGUGGCGUAACUGACUUACCCCUUCUCCAUCCAAUUUUGUAUAAUACACACACUCACACACUCCCUUAUCCUUUUUCUUUUUCUCCUUUUUAUAAUCAAACACCAUUUAUUUACAUGGAGGAUUUUUACAUCAAGUUGAGCAACAAUAAUAAUAACAAUUUCGAAGCUUCUUCUUCGGAGGAGGAUGUUGUUGUAACCGCUUCUAAGUUGCAUCUAACAGAAGCUACUACGAGCGUGGGCGUGGGUAGUAACUACCUCCUUCAACUUGCAGCACCCGACCCGGAUAUGUCGGAUCCGGUGAUUAAGGCUCAGAUCGCCAACCAUCCCCGGUAUCCCGAUUUGCUCUCUGCUUACAUUCAAUGUCAAAAGGUUGGAGCGCCGCCUGAAGUGGCGUCUCUGCUUGAAGAAAUAAGCCGUGAAAGUCAUCCAAUGGAUACUCGCCGCCGUCAGAUUGGAGAUGAUCCUGAGCUUGAUGACUUCAUGGAAUCAUACUGCAAUGUUCUUCAUAAAUACAAGGAGGAGCUGUCGAAGCCAUUCAACGAAGCAACCUUGUUUUUGUGUAACAUCGAAUCACAACUCAGCAACCUAUGUAAGGGAACACUAACAAUCUCUUUGGACACCAAUAAUAGUCAUCGAUCCGAUGAAGCAGCAGGGAGUUGUUCAUCAGAGGUGGAAGGAAUUGAAUAUGGAUAUGGGACACGUGGCGUUGGAGAUAAAGAGCUGAAGGAAAUGUUGCUUCGUAAGUACAGUGGUUACCUUAGUAGCUUGAGAAAGGAGUUUCUAAAGAAAAGGAAAAAGGGUAAGCUUCCCAAAGAUGCAAGGAUUGCUCUCAUGGAUUGGUGGAACUCCCACUAUAGAUGGCCUUAUCCUACGGAGGAGGAGAAAUUGAUGUUAUCCGAGAUGACUGGAUUGGACAUAAAGCAGAUAAACAAUUGGUUCAUAAAUCAGAGGAAACGCCAUUGGAAACCAUCUUCAGAGAUGCGAUUUGGUGUCAUGGAAGGUGUAAGUGGUGCUGCACAUGGCACCAUAUUAGAACAUAUGUAAUUUCUACUUUCUAGAUAACAUUGUGCAUGCUUUAUUUCAUAGCGAUCAAUACCACGUUGUGAUCCAUAUGUUGCUUUAAUUUCUGAGUUGAAUGAUGUAUGAAAGUAUACAUGGUUGUUUUUUUUGUCUACA
This is a messenger RNA of Arachis stenosperma, 1213 nucleotides long. Its product is annotated as homeobox protein knotted-1-like 1. Lineage: Eukaryota; Viridiplantae; Streptophyta; Magnoliopsida; Fabales; Fabaceae. Gene Ontology annotation, cellular component: nucleus. Gene Ontology annotation, molecular function: DNA binding; DNA-binding transcription factor activity, RNA polymerase II-specific. The record is from RefSeq and is a predicted model, not a curated record. The transcript is spliced from 5 exons. Gene Ontology annotation, biological process: regulation of DNA-templated transcription. Bases 152 to 1081 code for a protein of 309 amino acids.